Rhododendron vialii is the source of this 1104-nucleotide messenger RNA. RefSeq names its product sugar transporter ERD6-like 5. Gene Ontology annotation, biological process: transmembrane transport. The record is from RefSeq and is a predicted model, not a curated record. The transcript is spliced from 10 exons. Gene Ontology annotation, cellular component: membrane. Bases 149 to 697 code for a protein of 182 amino acids. Lineage: Eukaryota; Viridiplantae; Streptophyta; Magnoliopsida; Ericales; Ericaceae. Gene Ontology annotation, molecular function: transmembrane transporter activity.
CAAAGAUUGGCCGAGAAAAAGAGUUGGAUGAUACUAUACAACAUCUUAGGGGAAAGAAGGCAGAUAUUUAUUUAGAAGUGGCUGAGAUCAGGGGCUAUACGAAAACUUUUGACUAGCUCCCCAAAAUGAGCAUUCUAAACUUGUUUGAAUGAACAUAUGCUCAUCCACUAACUAUUGGAGUUGGACUAGUGUUACUAGUACAAUUUGGAGGGAACAACGGAAUUUUGUGCUACACCAGUUCAAUAGUUCAAUUUUUGAAGCCGCUGGCUGUUCAGUUAGUGUUGGGACAACAGUAAUGGCUAUUAUUCAGAUUCCCUUCACUGCAUUGAAUGUAUUUAUAGUGGAUAAAUCCGGCCGACGAUCACUUUUGAUGGUUUCUGCGGCAGGAACAUGCUUGGGAAACAUUCUUGUUGGGCUGGGAUUUCUGUUCCAGGGUUUUUAUUACUCAAGCGAGCUCUGUGCUAUACUGGUGUCAUGUGGCAUACUGGUAUAUUUUGCAUCCUGUGCAGCAGGCAUGAAUGCCACACCAUUUGUCCUCAUGUCAGAGAUAUUCCCCGUGAACAUAACGGGCUCAGCUGGAAGCCUUGUGACUUUUGUCUACUGGUUUAGUGCAUGGAUUGUUUCCUACAGCUUUACCUUCUUAUUUGACUGGAGCUCACCAGGUGAUGCUUUUGAGUAUUCUUCAUGUUUGCUGUGAUGUGUGGCUCAACCAUUCUAUUUGUGGCAAAGUUGGUGCCUGAGACGAAGGGUCGAUCUCUAGAAGAAAUACAAGCAUCCAUGACUCAUGUUCUGCAAUGACACUUCAAUGAAUACUACUAGGGAGAUAUUCCAUACAGUACCUGCAUCACAAUUCCUCGAAAUUUAAAUGAAUAAAUGUAAGAUGCAGUUUUCAUUUUCCUCAUAGAAGGUUUCACGACAUCAUGAUUUUCUUGAUGUUAAAAUUGCGUUAGUCUCGGUGGUUAUUUUUAGCUAUUGUGAUCAUCGAAAUGUGCCACCAGUGAAGGCCAUUUUUUUCUUCUUGUUUGUUUAAGGGCGUUUUAAAGUGUUUUUGGGCAAAAGAUAGCUUCAUUUAAAUGGAAAAAUAUUGAUACGAGUUUGUAACAA